UACUUUUUUAUACAAAUAAUCUGUAUCUUACCUGAAGUUAUGAUUGCUAGUUGUUGUCAAUAUGAUAUAGAGGAAUUCUAUGGGUCAAAUGAUUGUUAUUGAAUCAAGUUGGAACGCAUUGUAGAGGACAAAGCCGAUGGCGUCGAAGCUGAUAUUACCCACAGUUUACUGAAGUUUGUGAAAAUGUGAUUAGCAAAAAGGAUCAAUGCCAAGGGUAGUUUUUGCAUCAAGGCACUUCCAACAAUGGUUAUACGUCUUAUUUGAAUUUCUGCUGGUCUUACUACAUUCUCUUCUCUGCCUGCAUCUACGACUAUCAACAACAACGACAAUCGAAUACAAUUUCUUGAAAUGCACCCACAGGUUGGAAGAGCACUUCGUUUUAUUUUAUCUUAUAUAUGUAUAUUAUUUUACUCAUGAUUAUUAGUAUAUUAUUUCAAUAAAAUGCUGUAUAGCAAACUUUUUUAUUAUUCAAUCAUUCAA
Molecule: messenger RNA, 480 nt
Organism: Halteromyces radiatus
Lineage: Eukaryota; Fungi; Mucoromycota; Mucoromycetes; Mucorales; Cunninghamellaceae
Exons: 1
Coding region: 206-424 (72 amino acids)
Source: RefSeq, a predicted model, not a curated record